This is a messenger RNA of Erigeron canadensis, 1431 nucleotides long. RefSeq names its product putative methyltransferase At1g22800, mitochondrial. The record is from RefSeq and is a predicted model, not a curated record. The transcript is spliced from 11 exons. Gene Ontology annotation, biological process: mitochondrial respiratory chain complex I assembly. NCBI's taxonomy places the organism in Eukaryota, Viridiplantae, Streptophyta, Magnoliopsida, Asterales, Asteraceae. Gene Ontology annotation, molecular function: S-adenosylmethionine-dependent methyltransferase activity. The coding region runs from base 132 to 1148 and encodes 338 amino acids. Gene Ontology annotation, cellular component: mitochondrion.
UAAACCAAACACACCUCAUUUUGUGUACUCAAAAACCCUUGGCUAAGCCCCAACCACGGUACACUGUGACGUGGCGGUGGUCUAUUUCACCAGGAACACCAUUAGAAUUUUCUCAAUCAUCAUAAGCAGAAAUGAACACUAGACUGAAUGGAACCAAAAUGUUGCGCAAUUUCCUGAAAAAUAGAAGAUCAUAUUGCACAAGAGGUGGGGAUGGCAGUAAUCUUGAGAGCUCGAAAGUUCAAAUCUUUGAUCGCCAUCUCAAACGCAAACAACGUGAUCGGGCUGCAUGGUUGACAAACCGGAAGGAUCCUUUGGUCAAUACUGUGGCUGAUAACCUUAUUGAUCGCUUGGAGGAUGUCAAGAAGACAUUUCCUACUGCUUUAUGUUUGGGAGGUUCCUUGGAAGCAAUUAGGCGUUCAGUACGUGGACGUGGUGGCAUUGAAAAGCUAAUUAUGAUGGAUUCAUCAUAUGACGUGGUGAAAUUGUGUAAAGAUGCUGAAAAGGAUUUGUCAAGUGAUAACAUUGAAACUUCGUUUAUGGUAGGCGAUGAAGAAUUUCUGCCUAUGAAAGAACGGUCUGUUGAUUUAGUCAUAAGCUGCUUGGGCCUCCACUGGACAAAUGAUCUUCCUGGAGCAAUGAUUCAGAGUAGGUUGGCGUUGAAACCUGAUGGCUUGUUUUUGGCAGCUAUAUUUGGUGGAGAAACACUAAAAGAGCUGAGGAUUGCCUGCACAAUAGCACACAUGGAGCGUGAGGGUGGGGUGAGUCCCCGAAUAUCACCAUUAGCACAAGUAAGAGAUGCAGGCAAUCUGUUGACUAGGGCAGGUUUCACACUUCCAGGAGUCGAUGUUGAUGAAUACCAGGUUAGAUAUAAUAGUGCUCUGGAGCUAAUUGAACAUUUGCGGGCAAUGGGUGAAACUAAUGCUCUUGUAGAUAGAGUAAAAUUUUUGAAAAGGGAUACCGCUCUAGCCACCGCAGCUAUUUAUCAGUCGAUGUUUGCAGCAGAAGAUGGCACUGUUCCUGCAACUUUUCAGGUGAUAUACAUGACUGGGUGGAGGGAACACGAGUCUCAGCAGAAGGCCAAGCGACGUGGAUCUGCUACUGUAUCUUUUAAGGACAUUCAGAAGGAAUUUGGUGGUCAAACUUCAUGAAAGACAGUACUAUGCUUCUGUGUAACAAUAAAACACUGUUAUUCAGGUAUCGAUAACAGAUAUUUAAAAACCAUGUCGAAAAUUUAGAAACAGAAUUUAGAAGUUGAAUCAUUAACGCUAAUAUAUAUGUCUCAAUUUACAACCUUUAAGAGUUAUAAUCUUGUUGCCAGUUAUUUUCCUUCCUGAAAUUUUUGGUUCAAGGAAGAAUAGUAUGUAGUGUACUUUGUAAUGACCUUGUAGAGUUUCUAUUUGGGAAGAAAGGUGGACUCAUAAUCCUUGUUUA